UAAAAGAUGUCGUGUAAACAAACACGUCUAAUUGAUAAAAUAACUCUUUAUAAAAACGAUACAAACUUAUCAAUUUAGACCAUCAAUAACUAUAUUUAUCGCUUGUUUAUAGGACUGAUAACAGAACAAUGUUACUAUUAAUUGGAUAUAAAUAGUCUUCUAAAUGAUUACCAAAUAAUGUAACCAUGCCAUUGUUUACACAAAAUGAUUAAAACAUCUGUCAUAUUUAAAUUGUUGUAAUUAGUCAAUUAUCUUUAUCUUUUAGUACCUGUAUAUUUCUUAAAUAACCGAUAGAUGUAAUAAGUAAUUUAAACGUUUUUUUAAUCCCGCGAUAACGUGCCACAUUUUUUAUUUACUUUAUAAAAGUUUAACAAUAAAAAAAUAUAUAUAUAUAUAUAUAUAUAUAUUUAUAUUUAUAUUUGCUCAAAAUGUUAAUACGGUCUAUAAAAUAUUAUAAUAAUUUUUGAAUGUCUUCUUGUAUAUUAUCAUAUAUAAUUAAAUAAUAAGUAAUACUAUUUGAUAAGUAUUUUACAUGGGGUCUUUGCCGAUUAUUAAAUAAAAUAAAAUAUAAAAUGGGGUUAGGAAAACUUUGGAUGCGGCUAUUUGGAUGUCUAAUUACUUUAAUUUUAUUCUGGCAUUUUAUUAAACUUUGGAGCUCAUUUAUUAGUGAUGUGCGAAAUGUACAGCAGAGCGAACGAAAAGAUCAAGAGUUUGCGGAAGUUAUUAAUGAUAAUAAAGAUGUAGAAAAAAUAGUUGUUGCAGUUUAUUAUGAAGCAUUGUGUCCGGAUUCGCGUGGGUUCGUAAUGAGACAAUUGGAGCCAACGUAUCAAAAGUUACCUAACAAUGUCGUCAUUCAAAUGAUUCCAUAUGGAAAAGCUACGACUACUGAACUACCAAAUGGCUAUAAAUUUAUAUGUCAACACGGUCCAAGAGAAUGUGAAGCAAAUAUGAUUCAUGCUUGUGCAAUCGAUAUUAUUAAAAACCCCGCUGUUCAAUUAAAUUUCUUAACGUGUAUGAUUGAACAUAAUCUAUGGCCAGUAAAUAUAACACGUACAUGUGCUGAAAAAUUCCAUUUAGAUGCUGAGCCAAUAUUGAAUUGUUCUAAAACAAAUCGAGGAGCUGAAUUAUUAGCACAAUAUGGCAAAAUGACAAACGCAUUGAAACCUGCGGUUACUUUCAUUCCUACAAUUACUCUUGAUGGUAAUUCCGAUGACCAGACAGCAAUACUGAUAAAUUUACUCCGAGAAGUUUGUAAAAAAUUUAAAAUUCUUCCUGCUGGCUGCGAUUCACUUCCGCUAGAAUAAUUAUAAAGAAAUUAUUAAAUAAAUUUUUACACGUAAUUGAAUUUUUUACAUGUAUAAAACUUUAAGAUAUCAUUUAUUCAAGUUCGUUAUAAAAAAAAAAAAUAGAAUAAAUUAUUUACAAAUUGUUACCAUAAAUUGUAAAACGAACGUAAUUAUCCAAGCAAAAAAAAAACGGUGAUAUAGUGUACAGAUAAAUGUUAAAAUAAAUUUAAUAUUUAAACUAAAACUAAUAAAUAACCUACAGUUA
Molecule: messenger RNA, 1551 nt
Organism: Microplitis demolitor
Lineage: Eukaryota; Metazoa; Arthropoda; Insecta; Hymenoptera; Braconidae
Product: GILT-like protein 3
Exons: 4
Coding region: 573-1304 (243 amino acids)
Molecular function (GO): oxidoreductase activity, acting on a sulfur group of donors, disulfide as acceptor
Source: RefSeq, a predicted model, not a curated record